AUGUCCCAUCCGUCCUCGUUCACUUCUACCGUCGCAUCGCAUGCAAUCUCUAUCACCACCCUUCCUCCAGAGCUGUUGCUCCUGGUACUGGAGUUCACGAUGAACCCGUACCAAUACCACACAGAGCGCAUUUUCCGGACGAUUGCAUACAGCCAUGUCUGCAGGUGCUGGAGGAGCCUCUUACUCGGCGCUCCUGACUUCUGGACUCUCCUGGAUCUACAGUUUCCCACCAUUGCUCGCGAGUUUUGCGUGCGCUCGCAGGAUUGCCCAAUCCGCGUAUCCUUCAUUGAAGCGGGGUCUACGCAUGUAUCCAAAGACACGCUCGCGUGGCUCUCUCUCCACUCCCGACGAAUAGAAGGAGUCUACCUUGCAACUAGUCAAACUGUCAUACGAGACAUCUUGUCAUUGAUCCAACCCGCUUCGCCGUUUCUCGGGCAAUUCAAGGACUGUCUACUGCCCGACGACACUCACGGACCAAUCCUCUCCCUGGAUAUACAUGCGCACGAGGUGCAACGGCUCAAUAUGGACGGCUUCCACGCCGUGAACUGGCCAGGUCUCUCAGAACGCCCAACAAGCUUGACCAGUCUGGUUCUGACUCGAUUUGGCGAGCGGUCAUACCUUCCGAUUCCCCGACUUCUCUCCAUCCUCUCGAACUGUCCAAAAUUGCAGACAUUGACACUAUUGUCCGCCUUCUUGCCAUGGCCUGUAGGGAUCGCUAACCUCCUCGCCGUCGAGCUCCCGGCACUACAAAGUCUAGAAGUCGCUCACAACACCCCUGGCGCAGUUUCCAAGCUCCUCGACCGUCUCUCCUUCCCACAUACGACCUCACUGACGUUCCACGCACACGGCACCAUUGACCUCUCUUGUUUGCUCCCCAAGAAUCUCGCGCGAUUCGGACUAGCCGCCUCAUCCUGCAUUGACGACCCCCCAGUAACCCAACUCUGCCGUAUAUCGCCGAGCAAUUUCAUGCUCACCAUGCACCGGCCACGGACGUCUUCAACCAUACGCUUCUUCAUUGCACCGGACGACCUACCCAAUAUUCCCUCCGGGUCGCCCUCGGCCAUGUCAAUGUCAAUGGGCACUUGGAAGGCCGCGCUCUCCUCCAUGCCUGCGCUGCGCCACAUCGAGGUGAGCGGCGCGUGGGCUAACGAUGUCCUCCUCUCGCUCAUGGCGUCGACGGGCCCGCCUGCGCUCCCCUUCCCGCCGCUCUUCUCCCAUUUUGAGACCUCGUGCCCCGCGCUGGAGUGUCUGCACGUUCUGGAGCGGUCUCGCGACGACACGCAGACGCAGAAGCUCCUCGACGCUAUUCUCUUUACGUUCAAAGCCAGGCAUGAGAGCCUCGAGAGGAAGCUACCGGUGCUUAUCCUGGAGACGUCGAGGGCGAGUGCGAGGGCACUGAUGUCGGCGUUCGCGCCGCGUUUCGCGGAGGUCGUUGAGAGAGUGGAUGUCCGCAGUCGCGCAGCGGCCCCGGUUUCAUUCGAUGCCGCACCCAUGGUCCUCAGCAGAGCUACUCAGGAGGCUCCCGCGUCAUCGCCGGAGAGCAAACGGCGUUCCUAA
Fomitopsis serialis is the source of this 1557-nucleotide messenger RNA. RefSeq lists its product as uncharacterized. NCBI's taxonomy places the organism in Eukaryota, Fungi, Basidiomycota, Agaricomycetes, Polyporales, Fomitopsidaceae. The record is from RefSeq and is a predicted model, not a curated record. The coding region runs from base 1 to 1557 and encodes 518 amino acids. The transcript has 2 exons.